AUGCUGUUCAACUAUGCUAUUGACAGGAUCCUCGGUAACGCCCUACGCGACAGUGACGACGUUGAAUUUGCACCCCGACAUCGACUGACUGAUCUCGACUAUGCCGAUGAUAUCGUCUUACUUGCUUCAAGUUUUGGUGAUCUGCAUUCUCUUCUGUUACGGAUGAACGAGGUCGUUAAAUCGGUCGGUUUAUCCAGAAACGCUGAGAAGAACAAAGUGUUUUCAAGCUGCAUCUCUGACCAGGAGAAGGCACCCCUCGGGAUUGAUGUCUGUCAACUUGAAAACGUAGACAGUUUUAAAUACCUUGGGGCGAGGCUGCUAGGAUUUGCGUUUACCGUGCAUCUGUCCGGCUGUUCUUCUCUACGGUUGUGAAUGCUGGCUUUGAGCGUGGAGGACGAGCGAAAACUUGAGGUAUUUGACCACAACUGCUUAAGGACCAUCCUUCCAGUGAAGUUCACCGACUUGGUCUCAAAUGAGACAGUCCGCACUCGCUGCGACAACAUCGCAAGUAUAACUCAGGCCAUCCAAGAAAGACGACUAAAGUGGUUGGGACAUGUUCUUCGUCGUCCACCUCAGGCGCUCAGUGUUGCUGCCGUUGACCCGGCACCGUUGUCCCAUCGGAGGCGUUGAAGAGAGGGUCAGUUUAAAACCUGGCUCGACACUGUCCGUCAAGACAUGGAGGUGGUUCUUGGACCUUCGGUAUUCGGUCUCCGUCGUUGGCGAAGGGAAUGGGUUGAGCUGUCCAGAUCAGCUGCCGCGGAUCGUCACGCGUGGAGAGGUACAGUUCGGGACAUUAUCGAGGACGGCUAGAUCAGGCAAGAUCGCAGCCGUAUCAAGUGCAAGUACAAGCACUGAUGCAGAUUCAUUAAACGAACAUUUUAUUCUCAGUCCCAAGGACUUCCAUCUUCCUAAAAACAAAAUUUCCCUCCAACCAUGUGCCUGCGUAUCUAUGUUAGCUGGCAAAUGAUGAACAAACCAAUGUUGUUUACUCGCGACCACUCUCUCCAAAAUCCUGUAAACUGGCUUACGCCUCGAAGCCUACCGGGAGCAUCAGAGUUGGCAUCUAUUACUAAUGUCAAUGACCGCUGCCGACGAAUGUCGUCGGCGUUCACGUACCGAUCCAAGUAAGUAUGGAACCAAUAGCCGAUCGACAACGACAUGCCCGCGCUUGCAUUGGGAAAAUAACCUAAUAAGUGUGUAAAAAUAAUUUUUAAUGAACAAACAGUUAUCGGAAUAUUUUACAAAAAUGCAUGUUUAAUUACAGGAGUUAGAAGGAUCAGUUGGUUCUAGUUGGAAAGGUACUAUUGCUCGACGUGUAGCAUUCCAUAACAGACAAACCGUCUCCAAACAUGUUGCACGCUUCGCCAAAUGAACCUGCAUUUUCUCUGGUCGAGCAGGCUUUUUAAUUCUAAAAUUGAGAUUUGAAAAUGCAAUUGCACUAGAGAACAACAAAAAGACUAAAGAAGUGCAUGAUUGACACUUUCGCGACUGCAGAAUAAUUAUGGACCAACCUGACGAUGCAUGCGCGUUCCUCCACUGACCAGCACGACUCCUCAUUGUCCAUCCCUCUGCACUCUUUAACUACUUUGACACAACCCCGGAGGUUAUUGCCGACUCUCCAUGCAUUCUUUCCGUUUUCAUCGUCUUCUGUGUAGCGUCAAGAAGCUUGGCAGACCGCUGACAGUGGGCCUUCGCACUCGGCUUCAAAUCCGCCAUCUCCUUCGAUUCCUCACUCACUCAUCGCACACUCUCCUCCUCCUCCUCCUCCUCAUUCUCCUCCUCCUCCUCCUCCUCCUCCUCCUCCUCCUCUACUUCCUCCGGGUCCUCUUGCUCCUACUUGUUUCCCUCGCCAUGCCCAUCAUAUUUUGGUUUUUUGCUUUCCCCCGCGUCUUUUCCGUCCUCAGCGCUUUCAUUAUGGUAACCAACAAACUUCUGAUUAAACCCGAUCUAUAG
Messenger RNA from Spirometra erinaceieuropaei, 1953 nucleotides. NCBI's taxonomy places the organism in Eukaryota, Metazoa, Platyhelminthes, Cestoda, Diphyllobothriidea, Diphyllobothriidae. The record is from the annotation of a GenBank genome assembly.